AUGGAAUUGAGCGAAGGAUUUCAUAAGAGGCAUGGGGCCAAACCUGGUGCAAAUUCCAGUUCCCGUACUAUUCCAUUCGCAUCUCCAUUGGACGAAUUAUUUGGCCCUGCUACCACUUCACAGUCCGCAACAUUAAAUUUGCAGCAUCUGACGCCAAUACCCCCACAAGGGCCACCAUCAAAUGCACCAAAAAGGCCAAUGUCUGCUGCGCCGGUAUCUCGUGCCGUCGGCGUCGCAGGAGACGCUUCAUCGCUGUUUGGUAGUAGCACUAGUAACACCAACAGUUUUGAAAGUUGGGCCUUUAUGAGUGGUUCUCCUCCAAAACCAGCUGCUACCAUACCAAAUCCAUUAAAUAGACCUUCGUCUGUACCGCCAGCAUCGACUCAGUAUCAGACGUGGUCGCAACAACCCGCAGCAACGACUCAAAAUAAUAGUAUAUUAAAUCAAACAAAUAACUCGCUACCAUAUCAAACAGGCAGCCAAAGUAAUCAAGCUUACGAUUACGGAAUUAAUGACUCUAGUGCUGCAGUCGCUGAUGCUUUUGGAUUGAAUACUACAAGAAAUGAUGUUUGGUUACAAAAGACAUUUGAUGCUCCUCACGCUUCUCAACAAUAUACUGCUACAGAUACGUCUGCCUUGUAUGGCAGCAGUCAGCCACAAUAUGAUAUAACUAGCACAAAUAAUGUUGUCAGUCAGCAAGCAGUUGACACGUCCUAUCAAGGUCAACAGCAAUCGACGUAUGAUGCUUCACAGUCGAUAUAUGGGUCUCAGUAUGGCAACACUGGCCAGUACGAUACUAGCCACUAUGAUACUACCCAGUAUGAUAAUAGCACGUAUGACAAUAGUCAGGUCCAAACGAAUCAUCAAUAUGAUUCCUCGAAUGCACAAUAUCCAGCUGAGGUACAAUCAAAUGCUUAUGGACUCUACGAAUCAGCCACUCAGCAUCCAUCGCAACAUUAUGAGCACUAUGCUCCUCCAACUGAACAGACGCGAUAUCAUUCCGUAUCUCCCACUGCGCUUCCAAGCCAGCCUCCGCAACCUACCGAGCAAAUGACUGAAAAUCCAGUAGAUUCAUACAAUCUGUAUGCAAGCCAGUUAGGUCCACCUCAUUCUGGAUAUGACUAUGGUGAUUCUGCAUCAAACCAGUAUGAGGAGAAUAUCAUAGAUCAGACUUUAUAUCAGCCGUCCACAUAUAAUCCGUCCCAAUCUUAUGCUUCACAUUCUGAUCAGCCUGUCAUAGAGCAACAAGAGUUGCCAGCCCUGGUACAAGAGGAAUCAAUAGAAGCUGAUGAGGAUUUCGUUCUUCCUCCACCUCCAACAAUGAAUGAAAUAGAUGCUCGAAUGAGCUCUGUAUCCCCCGCAAAGGCGAAUGAAUCUGGAUCGUUGUCGGCCGUCAAACCUUCAACUAUGGGGUCUGUCAGCCCAUCUGCUGAAUUUGAAGAAAUUGAUCCCAACGGUCUAGGACGAAGAACAUACAGUUAUGUGUCUUCUGAAGAUAUUCGUAGUGUUUCUCCUACUCGUGCUGGAAAUCCCGCUGAAGUGUUGAGCGAGUUGGAUGAUCUUAUAUUUGGUAGCAAAUCUACUGAUUAUGGAAUGACUUCUUCUAUACAGACUCAACCAAAGUCGUCGUCGCCGUCUCAAUUCUUUGAUAAACUGGAAGCCACAGCAAAGGCAAUUGACGACCAAUUGGCCUCGUUUGAAUCCGAUAAUAUUGUAGCACCAAUUAGCCAUGAGAAAGCGACAUAUGAAGAAACUCAACAUAGUAAUAGGACGAGCCCAGAAAAUUUGACGUGGCAAAAUCAGGGUGGUAGUGGCUGGGAUGAUUUUGACAUAGAUGAUGUUGCUAGUAGUCCUGAAAUGGCUGCCUCGAUUAGACAAGAUGAAAGGCACACUCCAAGUGUAGGAGGAGGAGCAGUUUCAGUAGGAGGAGGAUCUUUAGCAGGAGGGUCUGUAGCAGGAAUGUCUAUAGCAGGAGGAUCUGAGAGAGCUACUUCGCCUGAACGUCUGGUAUCCAGUCAUAGUCUGUAUAAUAACAUGUCUGUCGACACAAAUUAUUCCCAGACAACUCCUGAGAGAAUGCAUCAUGAUGUAGAUGAAGUUGGGGCUGUGAAUCACGAAGUUGAUCCAUCUAGUCCACAGCAGCCUCAUGACGAUCCCUUUACUCACCAGCAGCAUCCUAUUGAUGCAUUUUUUGGUCAACAGCCACCUAUGGAUGAUCCAUUUGGUGAACAGGAACAGCGAGCUGAUCAAUUAUUUGGUCAACAGCCACCACCAGAUGACGAUCCAUUUAGUCAACAGCAACAGUAUACAGAUGAAUUUGGUCUACAGCAAGCUAACGCUGAUCCAUAUGGUCAACAGGAAAUAUAUGAUCAGCAACAGCAUCAUGGUGAAGAUUCUCAGCAGAUGUAUUACAAUCAACCACAAACAUAUGAAGGACAGCAUGGUGACAAUCAGAACUUUUAUGAAAAGCCCGCUGUCGAACAGCCAGUCCAGUAUAUACAAAACCAGCAAUAUGAUACUCAGACUUAUCCAGUAGAGCCGUAUGGUGACGGCCAAGUUUCAUCGCAGCCUCGGUCUGGUUACAGCGAGUCGCCUUAUAGUGGUCAGGACUAUCAACAGCAGCAAAAUUAUGAAUCGCAAGGAUAUGAACCUGUCACUCAGCAAGCAGUAUAUAGUACUCAGCCAUCCACGCUUGAAAAUGUAACGUACCAGAGCCAGCAAUUUGACUCUCAGCAACCUCCUGGUACUUAUGACUCCCAACCACAAUAUGAUAGCCACGAGAGUCCACAGUUUGACAGUCAACAAUCUGUUUCGGGCUACGACUCGCAAACACAAUAUCAAUAUGCAGAGUCUAUUUCCACUACCGAUACAAGGGUUGAGACUUCUCAGUAUGGUGACGGGACGACUGUAGCAUUCUCUACCUCUUCCAUUCAUGUUCAGGCCGGUAGAUCCGAGUCUAGUCCUGCAACUAUGGCGGGAUCUCCUCAAAUAAGUAAUCUGCAAUAUUCUCAUAGUAUAAAUCAGAUGGCCACUGGUGCAUCGUGGCAUCAUCUGACAGAUCUGGCUCCUGUAGAGUCGCCAGCUGCUUCUGUCCCUCAAUCACCGGCAGUCGUGGCGGUCAUAAAUAAGUGUAGUCAGUGUGGUAGAGUAAAUGACACCGAAGCGAACUUUUGUGCUAAAUGUGGGUCAAGACUUCAUGUCCGGCCAGAAGAUACUUUACCAUCGAUAGCAUCGUCGUCUAUGCAACCAACACCACCACCAACGAUACCAAAUGCACCAUAUGCAGGACGAGCCUCAAUACCGCGUCCUAAUUUAUAUAGCCAGCCUGGUGAUUUAAGUCGCCCUCCUGUAGUACCAUUAGCUACUCCACGAAACUUGACGUUUGGGAGAGCAACUACACCAACGAACAUACCGCAUACUGAGAACGUGACAGAAAUACCAGGUCGAGUCUCGCCUGCUGGUAGUGUGAAUCGUUAUGGUAGAACACCUACGCCUCCAAUACAGAUGCAACAAGCAGUAGGAGAAUUUAUAGAUCCUCUUGGUCGUCAUCGCGGUCAUUGUGUUGCAGUGUUUGGAUUUGGACGUCUUUUGGUGUCAUCUGUUAGAAGGCAUCAGAGGAUUGUUGCUACACAAACUGGGGCUCAAAUGGCUGUUGAGAAGGCAUAUCCAGGUCCAGUAAAAAUCGUACCUACCCAUACGCUUAUCACUGCUCCAGAGGUACUUCUCGUGCCAAGCAAAACAGAUUCGCUCUUUCCGUUGAUGAGUAAUCGAUCAAACAAGAAGAAGAAGGAAGUGAUCAAGUUGUGCGAUGAGUUGAUCGCUGAAGCUGAAGCAAAGGAACAGGAUCUGUCGAGAGUUUUGAAUGGUAGUAUCGAUUAUCAUAGUCGACUUGAGGUUGAAGAAGCUGCUGAUGAGGUGGUGCUCUGGAGGUUGCUCAAACAUCUUGUUGACAAUAACGGUGUUUUGAUACCUAGCAAUGAUAAACCAGAACAAUCUCAAGCCGUGAUAUCCCUACUAUCUCGUCAACCAAAGCUACCUCCAUCCGCUUCUGCGUCGAUUGAUGAGAUUUACUCAUUAUUGCUCGAAGGCGACCGUGUAGCUGCUUCAAAAGUAGCCAUCAGCAAUUCCUUAUGGGGUCAUGCCCUUGUCAUUGCUAGUCACAUCAGAAAAGAGUACUAUCGUGAUGUGGUUAUGGAAUUCGCUAGGCACGAGUUUGGAGUGCCGUGUCAAGGACCAAGUUUGGUUCCUAAAAGAAAUGUGGCAGGUCCUGGCAGCCUUGGUGGACGUGGUGACGAUAGGCCGGCUUUGAGAGUAUUGUAUUCUAUCUUUGCUGGUGCUGGAAAACAAGCUGUCGCUGAAUUCUUACCAGCUUUCGGAGAACUUGAUCCUUCUUCUCAUGUUGGAGCUCAAGAGUCUCUGACACGCUGGCAGGACACGCUCACUAUCAUUCUUGCUAAUCGGACUCCUGGCGAUUCAGCAGUACUCGCUACGUUAGGAGAACGAUUGUUGGAAUAUAGUCGUUCGAAUGCUGCUCAUAUAUGCUUCUUGAUAUCUGGUCUUGCCACUAUUUUUGGUGGUGCAGAUGUAUCAACCACUCGCGGUGUCUUACUGGGCGUGAAUCACUUUAUGCACCCACGAACAAGCAUAUCUGAUCAUAAGGCUAUUCGUAUGAUGGAAUUGUACGAAUAUGGCCUUUCUUUUGGCAACGCAGCUGUCAGCACUCCUUUACCUCACUUCCAGUCCUACAAGUUGGCUUAUGCUGCCUACUUGGCAGAACUAGGUCGAUUCGACGAAGCUCGUAAAUAUGUAGAUAGUGUAAAAGCUUUGGUCGAGUCAUACGCGAAAGGAAGCCCAUACUUUGAUCGUGUCUUGUUUGGUAUAGUAGGAGAACUAGGUAUUCGUAUCGAGUCUGGAUUAUCCAAGGCUGCCAGCGCCAACAGUGCAAGUGAUGCUACAAGUUGGUUGAGCCGUGUGUCAUCUUGGAACUCCAUCAUGACGGUCAUGGAUCGAGGUCUCAACAAGUUUAUGAAUGGUGCUGUUGGUGUAGAAGGAGGAGAACACCCAUCAACAAGUAGUACUCCAAUUGGCGGGUCGAGCAAUCCAUUGACUACAUCUAUUGGUCCAUCGGCUCCCUUGGGACGAUCUAGCUCUCCCACAAAAAGUAACCCCCUUCAAUAUUCUGGAUUCUUUGGUUCGUCUGCUACACCUCCACCACCCACACGACCAUUAUCGACGCCUCCAUCCGCUCGCCUUUUAGCAGGAACGCAAAGUGGUAUCUCGUCGCCUUCUCCCGCAGGCAACUUUGAUGGAAAGGGUGUGUCGCUGGAUUCGUAUAGUAAUAAUGGCUCGCAUGGGAACUUGCAUAGAGAUUAUCUGCCAUCUACACCUUCAACGACUCAACUACCUUAUGUAUGGCCCCAACAACAAGCACAGGAUACCGCUCCUAUAGAAUCAUUUGUAUCGAAUCCAGUGGCAGCAGGAGUCAUUCCCACUGAUACGAACUCGUACGGUACUAAUGGAACGUACGAUUCGUAUGCAUCACAAACAGUUGAAUACACUCAUCAGCAAUCAGUAUAUAAUGAGCAACAACAAACUCGGUACCCAAUGCAGUCAUGGCAAGAUCCAAAUGAAAUGACUGUGCCUUCCGAUCUAGGAGCAUUGGUAGAAAAUCAGCAGACUUUGCAGCAGUCUGAUCCCAGUCAGAAGCAGCAAAACUGGCAAGAUCCUAGUCAGGCGUCUUAUCCGACAGCUAUUGGAUUUGAGAGCGGAUUUGAGGCUCAAACAACGUAUCAAGAUAAUAAUAGUCAACUAAUGUAUCAGGAUAAUAGUCAGACCCCGUAUCAGGAUAAAAUUCAGCAAACGUAUCAAGAGAAUAGUCAACAGUCCUAUCAGGAUGAUACUCAACAUUGGCAACAGCAGCCUGACGAUUCACUGCAAUCAUCAGCUCAACAACAACAGCAUUCUGAAGGCACCCAACAAUGGCAACAACCUGAUCAAACUCUUGCUCCACAGCAAUCAUGGCAAGAGGAGCCUCCAGUUGUGGAAAAUAAUACACCUCAGCCUCCUCCUCCUGCCACGAAUAGACCAGUCCAUACUAAUACAAUAGAGGAAGAAGACUUUGGAUUCGGUAACUCGUCGUUGAAGAAGAGCAAACCUGAUCAACCUAGUAGACCACCAUCUGCGGCUGGCGUUAGACCAGCGACUCCGGGUGCUGAGUGGCCUGCUGGUGAUAAAGUUGAAGAAAAGAAGACUGAUGAAUCCAACAAGAAUGAAAUCACUAAAUCAAGUUAUAUAAGUAUUGUAUCUGGUUUCUUAUUUGGUGGUAGGACUGGAAGUGCUCCUGCUGCAUCAGGAAAACCGGCAGCUGGUCCAGUACGAGCCAACUUGGGUGAAGAGAAUUCGUUUGUUUAUGAUCCAGUCCAGAAACGAUGGGUCAAUAAGAAAGGUGGAGCAACUGCAGAUGCCUCUUCAGCAGCUCCAGGAUUAGGAGCACCGCCAAUGAGAAGACCAUCAUCUACUCCUCCUGGAGCUGCUCUACCUUCAAUCGCAAGGGCUGAUUCCUCGGCUUCCACGGAUCCACCGAAUGCACCGCCGCCCACUGCUCGAUCUACGCCAUUAUCGAGUGCUCCAUCAUCUAGGCCGGCUUCGCCAGCUGUGGCAGGAAUGCAGAAUGGAUCUCCUAGUAGUGCACAAUCUGGUCCAUUCUCUGCUGCAUUGGGUAGAAGCCGAUCUAGUAUGGGACGACGUGGAAGGCAAGUGCACUACGAUGUACAAGGAACAGCAACCGAACAGGAACGGUCUUCUUCGUCAGAACCUCGUGGUUUUACUAGCUCUGAUAUAAAACGAGCUGGGUUUAUACCUCCAAUGCCUACUGCAGCUGGAAGCAAUGCUGGUGUGAUGAUUAUGCAGCCACCACCUCAACCAGUAGUGUCGCAACAAGAGGAUGCUUGGGGCAGCAAUAAUAAUACUAGUCAGCCGGAGGUUAUGGACCGGAUAUCCCCUAAUGCCGUGUCUCCAAUUGCUUCUAGCAGUGCAGUACCACCAACAGUGAUGAAGAUGCCGACUGCUAGUAAGCCAAUUGUGAAUAUGCCUAGUAAUGUUAUAACACAACGUCCUGCCAUACCACUACCAUCAUUCAAACCACCAUCAGCAACUCUGCUCCCUCAACCGAACGUGUAUAGUACCACAACAGCACAGAUGCCACAAAAACCACCCACACCAUUACCAUCUUCAUAUAGUAGCAUUCCACCACCACAACCUACUUAUAAUGAUUAUAGCAGUGAUGGAGAUAUUGAUGAAACCCAAGGCAUGCCACCAGAAGAUUUUUGA
Synchytrium microbalum is the source of this 7329-nucleotide messenger RNA. RefSeq lists its product as uncharacterized. Bases 1 to 7329 code for a protein of 2442 amino acids. Gene Ontology annotation, biological process: COPII vesicle coat assembly; Golgi organization; autophagy. Gene Ontology annotation, cellular component: endoplasmic reticulum exit site; ER to Golgi transport vesicle membrane. The transcript is spliced from 7 exons. The record is from RefSeq and is a predicted model, not a curated record. Lineage: Eukaryota; Fungi; Chytridiomycota; Chytridiomycetes; Synchytriales; Synchytriaceae.